Clarias gariepinus (North African catfish) is the source of this 1103-nucleotide messenger RNA. It is a transcript of the gene cideb, whose product is annotated as cell death inducing DFFA like effector b. The transcript is spliced from 5 exons. Lineage: Eukaryota; Metazoa; Chordata; Actinopteri; Siluriformes; Clariidae. Gene Ontology annotation, biological process: regulation of apoptotic process; apoptotic process. Bases 140 to 775 code for a protein of 211 amino acids. The record is from RefSeq and is a predicted model, not a curated record.
GAAGUCCACAGAGACAGAGCAGGCCUCAGGGCAGGUCAGCUAGCUCUAUCACACACCAGCUCGUUUAAUCGAAGGACUACAUUAUCUGUGUAUAUAAAUAUAUAAGGAACAAUACGACUGGACAACUGAACUCUUUAAAAUGGAAACCACAUCCUCACUUAUUAAAUCGGUGUCUCGGCGUGUGUGGUCCGCACCUCAGAGACCUUUUAGAGUUUGCUCAUCGAACAGGGAGAUCAGGAAGGGGCUCACCGCGUCAAGCUUAGAGGAGCUGAAAGAGAAGGCUGCCCACACUCUGCUCAUUUCUAUCCUGCUGUCUCUGGUGUGUGAGGAAGAUGGCACUGAAGUGGACUCGGAUGAGUUUCUCAUGACCCUGCCAGACAACACAGUGCUCAUGGCCUUGGAGCCAGGACAGACCUGGAGACCACAUCCUCUAGCCAAGAGAGGCAGCAGCAUCAAACCAGCUGACAACAAACCCCGCACUGGUCGUGACAUCGCCAGAGUGACCUUUGACCUUUAUCGUCUGAACCCUAAGGACAUUUUUGGCUCUUUAAAUGUGAAGGCAACAUUCCAAGGUCUAUACUCGGUCAGUGCAGAUUUCCAGUGUCUGGGGCCAAAGAAGGUACUCAGAGAGGCCCUGAGGAUGAUCUCCACCAUACUCCAGGCAGCGGGUCACAUGUUACUCACGUCUGCCACUGUGAUUCGGCGGAUCAUACAAGGAGCAGACUAUCUGGAAGCUCACGGUACUCGUGAGAUUCAGACCGAGUACUGGAACUGACCUGCUGUGUGAGGCUUGGUGAAAAAAAUGCUUUGUAAAAUGCAACCUAUAUUAACAAUUCUUACAGCAUUCUUUGUUGUCCGGCAAUUCAGCCAUGAGUAAUACAGUAGAAAGUGAAGAGGAGGCAGUCUAUUAAAUCAGUGUGAUGUAUAAUAUAGUAAUGGAAUGUGUAACGCUGAUAUUAAAGAAGCCUGCAAUAUGUAAAUGAGUUAUCUAACAAACUAAGUUUUUAUUGGUGUUUUGGGUUAAUAAAAAUAUUUCUCAGUCAGUCUGUAACUCUUCCACAUCACAGCUUCAUUGGUAUAUUGUGAUGGCACUAUAGAGCGAU